Messenger RNA from Diorhabda carinulata, 3488 nucleotides. RefSeq lists its product as uncharacterized. Gene Ontology annotation, biological process: regulation of transcription by RNA polymerase II. Bases 166 to 774 code for a protein of 202 amino acids. NCBI's taxonomy places the organism in Eukaryota, Metazoa, Arthropoda, Insecta, Coleoptera, Chrysomelidae. Gene Ontology annotation, molecular function: protein heterodimerization activity; RNA polymerase II cis-regulatory region sequence-specific DNA binding; DNA-binding transcription activator activity, RNA polymerase II-specific. The record is from RefSeq and is a predicted model, not a curated record. The transcript is spliced from 5 exons. Gene Ontology annotation, cellular component: nucleus; CCAAT-binding factor complex.
AGAUAUUAAAAAUUAAGAAGAAGAAGAAGAAGACUGUCUAUGUAUUACGUUUUAUGAUCGAGGUGUUUGUUUAUGUAUAUAUGCUGUCAACACAUUUGUUUAAUUUACUGCUGGUUUGACAUAAAAAAAACAUUGAAUAAAAUCUAGCGACUUGGUGAGAAAAUCAUGGAAAAAGAUGAAGACUUGACACAUUCAUACGCGUUAGCACCAUUGACUCAUCAGUACAUGGUAGUGGACGAGAUGGAAGACGAGCACGACCAAUUGGCAGCCGAAAAUACCGACGAUUCAAAUCAUGAUGGGGAAAAAAUGGGGGCCCCACUUCGUGAACAAGAUCGGUUUCUACCUAUCGCAAACGUCGCUAAAAUCAUGAAACGAGCCAUACCAGAGACCGGCAAGGUAACUAACAAAAUAGCCAAAGAUGCUAGAGAAUGUGUACAAGAAUGUGUUUCAGAAUUUAUUAGCUUUAUUACUAGUGAAGCUAGUGAUCGCUGCCAUUUGGAAAAAAGAAAAACAAUUAAUGGAGAAGAUAUACUAGUAGCUAUGAGUACUUUAGGUUUUGAUAAUUAUGUAGAACCACUGAAAAUAUAUCUUCAAAAAUAUAGAGAGGCUGCAAAGAGUGAUAAAAAUCUGGGUGGCGAUGUAAUGUAUGAAGAAAUUCAAGAAGAAUCAUACAGUACUGCUGGUACUAGUUUGUUGAAUUCUGAAAAUGGUGAAACUGGAGCAGUGUUGUAUGCAUAUCAGGACAAUGGUAUUCAACAAUUUCAAUUAGGAUAAAAAUUUCUUCAUAAUAAGUGAUAAAAUUCUUGAACUGACUAAAGAAUAUAAUUAUUAGUGUUAAUAAAUUCUUUUUAUUUGAAAUUUAAAUCGACAAAUAUCUGUUUAGGCCUAAUUUGUUGAUAACUGAAUUUGUUUGAUUCUUGGUCGCAGGUUUUGAUCAAAGUCUCAUUAUUUGAAGGUAUUCUGAAUAGUAAUUGUACAAUGAGGUCCAUUUUAAUUAAUAAGAAAUAUCCUUAUUAUUCGAUAUAUCCGAUAUUAUAAAAUACUUCAUAAGACAGGAAUAUCAAUGUAAAAUCAUUAACUAACUUAUUGUUUCCAUUGUAUUCUCUCUAUUAUUUAAGUGUACUAUAAAUCUGUAAUAUUGUUAGCUUUAUUCAUUUAUUAAUUGAUUGUUUCCAAAACAAGAACAGUGAUAUUAUUACUACCAUGAAGAUAACAAACAAUAUUUGAAAAAAUUCUUAUAAUAAUCUACCUCUGUCAGCUAAACAAUAUCUAAUUUUAUUACAUAGUUAUUAGAGAAUAUCCAAGUUCUAAGGUUUUACAAAAUUUUCCUACUUUAUUUUAAAUCAUAAUUUCAAACAAUUCAAUUUGAUAUUGUCCUCUGCAAAUAGUUCCUAGAAAGUUUGUGCACUCUGUAGCAACAGUAAUCAUUUUUUCUCUUUUGUAAACAGUUUUCAAAAUUACAAUAUUUCAGCUUAAGAGGUGAUCCAUCACACUCUGUUAAUCCUUAUGUAAGUGACAUUUUAAAAUUUAAAGGAAAGUAUUUUUUACACUCUGUAGCUGCCAUUUCCUGAGAGCCCUUAACUAGUUAUAAAUUAUAUAUUUUUUAUUAUUUUGACGCAGUCUACUAUUUACAAUGUUCAGUACCAACCAAAAUAUAAUUUAAACUCACAAUAGAGUGAUAAGGUAUCUAGGUAACUCUGUGUCCUUUUAUGACAAUGAAAAAAGUACUUCUAAUUUCGUACAAAACUGGUUUUCUUCAGUUAGUACAAGCUUUUUGUGUUCUUCUUUGCUUGUUGUAGAUCUAGAAGGAAUCGAAAGCCUUAGUUCUUGGCCAAUAUCACAAUGCAGUUUUUGAUAUUUCUUCUAUAUUUUUACCACACAUUAUUGUGAUAUAUAUGAUAUAUGCUGCCAAAUCUACAACAUCAAUGAUUUAUCAAAAAGUCCUAAAGGCCACCAAUUCGUUCUGCGUUAUAUUUUGUUAACAGCUUAUCCAUAUUGUCCACUCCAAUUUAGCCACGAGACCUAAUACAGUAUAUUCUCCAUCAUUUGUUUGUCUAUUUUAGUAAUUUUUUGCAUUACAAGCCUCAAAUCAAACAAGACAAACGCAACCCAAAAUAAUGGUGAGUGACUGGAUUUCCACAGUUCAGUGAUAUUAGAUCUAUGUAACACACUAAAUAUUAGAAAGUCAAAAAAUGCAUCUAAUUCCUGUUCUGUGAACUGUUUGAAUAUUUUUUGUGUCAGACGCUUGCUAAUAUUAGGGUAAUUUUACAUUAGUUUAUUAUUGUGUGCUUCAGUAAUCUUAAUCCCAUAACCAUUAAUAUCCAUCAAGAUUAUGUCACACAUUUAAUUUGACAAUAUAUUUUGGAAUAUUUCCAUUAAUUGUGGUUUACUGAAAGAAGCAGAUCUGCCCCAUUGAGGAAUAAUGUUUUGACUACUAGUUUAUGUUCAGGGAAGUGUAUGCCUCCAAGUUCAAUAUUUUGCAAUAAGAAUAUUUUCAAACGAUUCCACUUCAAAACUCGUAUCGGAAUCGUAAGAGCCAAUCCGACCUUUUCAACCAAAAGAAUAUAAUUGUGUUCAUUAUCAGGCAAACUUACCUUCAUCACUGGAAGGUUCUGCUAAUUCUGAAUUUUUGAACAUGUGAUCUUUGUGUAGAAAUACUUGCUCCAAUAUUCAUAUUAACACUCACAAAAUAAAAGUAAGCUCGUAUAUGAACAAAGUGAAUGGUGCAAUAUCAAGCAUGAUUCUUGAUAAUGGAUUCAGUGUUUCUUGCGCGUCAACAACCAUGUAUUACAUUCCCCCCCUCUCCCACUUUAAUCGUAAACGUUAUUUCCAAUUUAUUUAGCACUUUGUACAAAAACCCAUGGGCUCGACGCUCAUGAUUUUGGUAUACAAAAAUCAAUUGGAACAAACUUCGGUGUCAAAAUUUGAAAACAUGUCACAAAUGAUUUGUUCAUUUGUUGUCGUGCCCCAAACUCUAGAUAAUUAAUUGAAUAUAAAAUACGAAUACUAUAAGAGCACUUCUUUGAAACUACACUUUUCACCAUAUAUAGCUUCUUAUGCCCUUUUAUAGUCUUCCUCAUUAAAUUUUGAGUAAACACAAAUAUAAACCUAUAUGAAUUGGAAAGCAACUAGUGUGGGUAACGUUAAAACAGAUCUUGAUUGUAUACAUUACGUAUAAACUGUAUGAAGGCACCUACAUCGUCACUCUGAUAAAGGUGUAUUAUUUGCCAUUCACAUAAGGGUUAAAAUGAAUUAGAAAUCCAUUGGAACAGUUAAGCUUUAUAUCUCUUAAUAGGUUUUAUUGAAAUUUAUACUGAUAUGAUUUUACUUUAGUUGAAAAUUUUCUUCCUAUCUGUAGAUUUUUUUUUUCAAUACUGUGUAUUAUACGUUUUAGGGAUUGUUUUAGAUGUAAGCAUCAUUUCUAUAAAAAAUAUGAGUAAUUUGUGAAUAAUGUAAUUAUUAGUAAUAUAUAGAAAUGUUCUUCGAGA